AUGCGCCACCUCCCCUACCUUCUGCGUCUUGUACAAAACGCGUUGGACAGGGCAGCAGCAGGACGCGCGACGGUGGCCAUUGCCCAUCGGCUACCUACAGUGAAGGACGCCGAUGUGAUGGCGGUGGUGUCAAAGGGUCGGAUUGUGGAAAGCGGAAAACAUCAUCAGCUGCUCUGCAAUCCGAAUGGAGAGUAUGCCAAUCUGGUUAAGAACCAGUUGACGGCAGCGAUGGACGAAGAAUGA
Messenger RNA from Chondrus crispus (carragheen), 243 nucleotides. RefSeq lists its product as hypothetical. NCBI's taxonomy places the organism in Eukaryota, Rhodophyta, Florideophyceae, Gigartinales, Gigartinaceae. The coding region runs from base 1 to 243 and encodes 80 amino acids. Gene Ontology annotation, molecular function: ABC-type oligopeptide transporter activity. The record is from RefSeq and is a predicted model, not a curated record. The transcript has a single exon.